AUGGAGCAGCCAAUCGGACCGCAAGCGCGGCCCAAAUCCAGACCCAAGGCUAACGACAGUAGCCGUCCAGGAGCAUACGCCUGCGAGGCAUGUCGUGCGGCAAAGUCCACCGCCUACCUCGUCAGGGUAUAUAAGCUGAACAGGCCACACGCAGGUGUUCGGGGCACAAGAGGGAGUGCGUCUUCCGAACCGGUCCGCGAACCAGGCGCCCCAAGAACUCAUCUCGGCCGUGAGUACAUCUUCUCUCGAGUCUUCCCCGUGAUCUUCCACCUCGGAUCUAGGUUACCGAGAACCAGCGAAGCGGAGCUACCGCCACCACCCCCGGGCCCCGGCAAGACCUUCAGCAUCGACUUCAACAUGGCGGCAGCCGAGGAGCCCAACGCCGAUUUUGAUAAUCUGCGGCAGAGGCACGAGAGCUUUAUUGCCGACCUCGUAUCUGGCUCCGACCCCGGCUCUGACAACUGUGCCAUGCUAUCGUCUGACCCAGAUCCGGGGAAGGCCUUCAGCUUCAACGACCUCUCGUCCGGCGCCACUCCCUCAUCGUCAUCGACAACCACGGCUUCUGGGAGUACGAAUGCGAACGCGGCGAAUACGGACUCCUCGCACCGGCGGCGGCCCAUAGCCGAGCUGGGCAUCAAGCCGCAGUUCAACCUCGACUCGGCGGCCAAGCUGCUCGCCUCGUUCCGCGCCAUGCUGCCGCACUUCCCGUGCGUCGUGCUGCCCGACGACGCCGACGUGCGGUCCUUGGCGCGGGACUCGCCUUUCGUCCUGCUGGCUAUCCUGGCUGUGACGAGCUGCUCGACCAGCCUGCAGGGUCACAGCCUCUACGACGAGGAGUUCCGUAAGGUGUUGGGACUCAAGUUCGUUGCGGGCGGGGAUAGGUCGCUUGAGCUGCUGCAGGGCUUGUUGGUGUAUUGUUCCUGGUACCCCUUUCAUCUGCGACCAAAGAACAGACAGCUAUUCCAGUACCUGCGCAUGGCCGUCGACAUGGUGCACGAUCUGGAGCUAGACCAGGAAUCCGAUCUGAACCUCUCGUGGCAGCGUCCCGUGGAGCGCGACAGCAAGAUCCAGAACAUCCGGGCAUUCCUGGCCUGCUUCUACGCGAGCUCAACCUACAGCUGGGCCUGGUCCAAGCCGACGACCCUGCGGUACUCAUCCUGGAUCACCCGGUGCAGCGACGCCCUGGAACAGGCCAGCGCCCUCGAGCAGGACCACGUAUUGGUUUGGCUCGUGCGGCUGCAGUACAUCCUGGCCGAGCUGCACGAGGUGCAGAUCAACGCCCGGGCGUUUCGCGAUCCCCAGAGCGAACACUACCGCGGCCUCAUCCGCAUGGGUCUCGAGCCGCAGCUGCGGGACUUCCAGAGUCGGAUGCCGGACGGGAUAUCCACUGCGCCAAGCAUCGUCAUGACCUCCCUGAGCGCAGACAUGUACCUCCUAGCCGCGCCCCUACUUUCAACGCGCGCCGCGCAGGUCCAACGCACCGAGGAGGAACCCCUCGACCCCGAAAUCUUCCUCGCCGCGGCGCACACCGCCCGUGCCUUCCUCGAUUACGUUGCAGCGCUCCCGCCGGAGCAGAUGGCCUGGUUUUCUGGGGCUGACUACACGCACUUCGUCGUGGCCGUCAUCCUGGCCUACCGGCUCUCGUUCCCGGUUGCGUCGUGUCCGGGCUACGACUUUGUUGGUGGGAGGCGCGUGCUGGAUUUUGGUGGCGUUUUGCGGACGAUGGCUGCUGGAUCUGGAUCGGGAAAUGGGGAUGGGGAUGAAGAUGGAGACGGUGGAAGUGGGAAAGGAGGUAGAGGAAAAGGGGCAGGGGAGAGAGAGGGGGGUUGGGGGGAAGGGCGCAGCAAGAAGAAAACGGAUCAUGUCGCGGCCUUGCGCGUCGUGCUUGCGGCCGUGAGGGAGAGCUUUGAGAAGAAAAGCGCCGCGCUCGACUCGGCUACUGCCGCUGCUACUACAGCUACGGAAAUGGGCAGCAGUAGUAACAGUAACAGCAGCAGUGGCGGUAGUAGCAGUAGUAGUAGUAGCAGACGGGAUCCCUCCGCCUGUCCCAUGCUCAACGGCAGUCUGGAGGAGCACCUGCCGCUGUGGGCAGGGCAGCAGGGGGCUGCUCUGCCCGGGUUUUCCGGCUUCUACACGCCGCAGAGCGGGAGCAGGAGCGGGAGCACGGGGGUGCUGACAGAUCCGUUCUCGUUCUCAUCGGUGGAUAAUCUGGAUCUGGAUCUGGUUGCAAUGGGCCAGCUGGGAGACCACCAGGGAGGAGGAGGAGGAGGAGGAGGCAAGCCGCCGGUGGUUUUUCGUGACCUGUGGGAUACUAUGACGACGGGCUGGCCUGCUGCGGGCAUGGACAUGGGGGACGUCGACUGGACGGCUGAAAGGGACGACGUGGAGUAUCCUGACUUUGGGGGUCUGUGA
Molecule: messenger RNA, 2412 nt
Organism: Anthostomella pinea
Lineage: Eukaryota; Fungi; Ascomycota; Sordariomycetes; Xylariales; Xylariaceae
Source: the annotation of a GenBank genome assembly